AUGUCGUCUGACUCAGUUAUCACCGUUAACGACAUUCAUUCUCAAUUAAAUCCGACUCGAGUGGCUGAAAUCGUCAAGGUAGACUCAUUGGAAGCAAUCCAAGAGACUGUCGUCAAAGCUAUAAAAGAGAAUCAAUUUAUUUCGAUUGCUGGAGGGCGACAUGCCAUGGGCUGUCAACAAUUCGGUACUGACACGGUUCUAAUAGAUACCACUGCACUGAAUCAAAUACUAAGUUUCAACAAAGAGACGGGUCUGAUUGAGGUUGAAGCUGGUAUACAGUGGCCAAAAUUAAUUGACUAUCUCGUUGAAACACAAAAAGAUGUUCCCUGGCCACAACAAUGGGGUAUUACUCAAAAGCAAACUGGUGCCGAUCGAUUGACCAUUGGUGGAACGCUGGCAUGCAAUGCUCAUGGGCGAGGCUUGAAAAUGCAACCUAUCAUUGCUGAUGUUGAUUCCUUUACCCUAAUUGAUGCACAAGGUAAUUUUCUCACGUGCAGUCGCCAAGAAAACAAAGAACUCUUUGGAUUGGUCAUUGGCGGUUACGGCUUAUUUGGUGUAAUUUAUUCGGUAAUAUUGCGCUUAACACCCCGGAAAAAAGUAGAACGAGUAGUAGAACUCAUCACGGCUGACAAACUACCGGAAGCUUUUGAACAGCGUAUUCAAGCUGGUUUUCUCUAUGGUGAUUUUCAAUUUUCUACCGACGAGAAAUCGGACGACUUUUUAUAUCGUGGAGUUUUCUCUUGCUAUCGGCCAGUUGAUUCGACUACCGAAAUGGCAGAAGCUCAAAAAGAGCUUUCUGAAGAGCAUUGGGACAAUCUCUAUUAUCUUUCACAUGCUGAUAAAGCUGAAGCAUUUCGCCAAUAUACCACUUAUUACCUAUCCACAUCUGGCCAAAUUUAUGCAUCUGAUACUCAUCAAUUAAGUAUCUAUUUAGACGAUUAUCAUCAUGAACUUGAUCAUCGCCUUGGUUUAGGAGAACAGGCCUCUGAAAUUAUUACUGAAAUUUAUGUUCCUCGACCUGAACUUCCCGACUUUCUGGUCGAAGUUCGAGAGGAUUUUCGAGCCAACAAGGUGAAUAUGGUCUACGGGACAAUUCGAUUGAUUGUACAAGACACUGAAAGUUUUUUGGCUUGGGCAAAAAAGUCUUGGGCCUGUAUCAUCUUUAAUAUAAAUACAGUGCACACGCCGGAAGGGUUAGAACAUUCCGCUAAUGCCUUUCGUCGCCUGAUCGAUCUGGCUAUUAAGCGUGGUGGCAGUUACUAUUUGACCUAUCACACAUAUGCUAGUCGUUCACAGGUUGAAACAUGUUAUCCGCAGUUUGCCGAAUUUCUUCGCCUCAAGCGACUUUAUGAUCCGCAAGAACGUUUUCAAAGCAACUGGUAUCGUUGCUACCGAAAUAUGUUUAAUACAAAUGACGCGAAUGCUUACUCAAUGGACCCUUUAAUCUGGGAAGUGAAAACUUCGAAAUGA
Molecule: messenger RNA, 1470 nt
Organism: Rotaria sp. Silwood1
Lineage: Eukaryota; Metazoa; Rotifera; Eurotatoria; Philodinida; Philodinidae
Source: the annotation of a GenBank genome assembly